UAACCGCUCAUCAUCAUUAAAAUGCUGCAUACUCUAAAAUUUCUAUGGGGCGUUUAGGGACUCACUCCAAAUCAGGGGAUUUGGCUGUCCGAAACUGGACAAGUGUUUGAUGCAUUGUUUACAGGAGUUUGGGAAAAAGCUGUUACCACACAAACAGAGAUGCCGCCAAAGAAAAAGUCCAGAGUCAGUGAAAAAACAGCAAAACCAGUGAAGGAAGAUGAUUUUGCAAAAGAAACAGUUGGCUCUAAAAGGAAAGCAAACGGAACCACUGGUUCUCCAGAGUACUGCCACUGGCUGAUGAAGUCUGAACCUGAGAGCCGCUUUGAGAACGGCAUCGACAUGAAGUUCGGGAUUGAGGAUCUGAAGUCUCUGCCUGAUCAGACCAGCUGCUGGGAUGGUGUUCGCAAUUAUCAGGCUCGCAAUUUCAUGAGGCAGAUGAAGGAAGGGCAGCUGGCUUUCUUUUACCACAGUAACUGCAAGGAACCAGGAAUAGCAGGAGUCAUGAAAAUCAGGAAGGAAGCUUACGUGGACCACACUCAGUUUGAUAAGAAAGACGCACAUUUCGAUGCAUCCAGUAAACCUGACAACCCAAAGUGGAGCAUGGUUGACGUCCAUUAUCAGAGGAUGACGAAGCGUUUUAUUCCUCUGUCUGAGCUGAAAAAAUACCACCAGAAGCACAGCAGCAAAGGAGGGCCUCUAAAGGAUAUGGCGCUUUUUACACGAGCCAGGCUCUCUGUGCAGCCACUCACCACUGAGGAGUUCGACUUUGUCCUGAGUUUGGAGGAUGAGGAGCCUUUGUGAAGACCAGAUGAUGCAUCUCAACACCGUGAAACCGUAACAUUCCAAAAUAGUUUUAUAUAAAAAAAAAUUGUGGAUAACAAACAUUAUUAAAAGUAUUCUUUUCUUAAA
Messenger RNA from Notolabrus celidotus (New Zealand spotty), 909 nucleotides. RefSeq names its product thymocyte nuclear protein 1 (gene thyn1). The record is from RefSeq and is a predicted model, not a curated record. Gene Ontology annotation, cellular component: nucleus. The coding region runs from base 160 to 801 and encodes 213 amino acids. Lineage: Eukaryota; Metazoa; Chordata; Actinopteri; Labriformes; Labridae. The transcript has 8 exons.